Molecule: messenger RNA, 9479 nt
Organism: Ictalurus furcatus (blue catfish)
Lineage: Eukaryota; Metazoa; Chordata; Actinopteri; Siluriformes; Ictaluridae
Gene: numa1
Product: nuclear mitotic apparatus protein 1
Exons: 22
Coding region: 81-7925 (2614 amino acids)
Biological process (GO): regulation of DNA-templated transcription; establishment of mitotic spindle orientation
Cellular component (GO): spindle microtubule; spindle pole; centrosome
Molecular function (GO): microtubule binding; sequence-specific DNA binding
Source: RefSeq, a predicted model, not a curated record
CCGAUUCUUUGUCAGAUGAAGCGUUUUAUCUCUGACACUCCAAACACUGCUGUAGGAAAAAAAAUUCAAAAUGUUUACGGAUGCCCAAAAAACACGGCUGCGGGUUGAAAAUAUCCUGGCUGAAAAUAGCCGUUGGGCGGAGCUUUUGUGAGGCGGGCGUGUCACUUCUGUUAAUUGUCUCAUCCUUCCAGACAGUGAUGGCUCUGCAUCCAGCCAAGGAGGAGGCGAUUCUUGCUUGGAUGAACGGCCUGCAGCUGGACCAACCGGUGCAGCGAAUCACAGACCUGCAGGAUGGAAGUCUGCUGCUCAAACUCGUCUAUAAACUGAAAGGGGAGGAGCCCAGCCAGGCUCCUAUGCACCUGCCUCAAGCAGAAAGGCUGUCAAUCAUCUCUGACUUCCUCCACAGUGGGUGUCAUGUGGAAGAGUGUGUGCUCCUCACACUGGCCAAGGGAAGGAUGCUGGAGUUGGAGCUCACCAAGGUUGUGCUGCUCCUGUGCUACUACGGACUCGUUAACAACAAUCUGGUGCCCAAAGUGGAGUUUGAAACAGAGCUUCAGAUGGCGACCAUGUUGCGUUAUGUUCAGGAGGGAGUGAGCGGUCUGUCUCUGCGUGAAGGUCUGGACAAGCUCCUCACCACAGGCUCUCUGAUCUACAGCUCGUCUGUGAGCAGUAUGUCCUCUCACAGUGACGACGGCUCGCCCAUUUUCUCCCGGUCACACAGCUCUCCACUCGUCCGCUUUCUGGAGCUCAACACCGUGGCCUCCAGCUCGUUUGUCAGCUCUCCAAUACAGGAGCUGAUGAGCACGCCUCAGGUGCAGGUGAAGCGUCUGCGUAAGGAGCUGGCACGUGAGGGAGACGUGCGUGACGAACUAGAACGAGAGCUGACUGAACGCAUCACCCUCCUCUCAGAGCAAGAGGGACAGAUCAGUCAGCUUCAGUACAGGCUGCAGCGCUUGCAGAGGGAUCAGGAGGAGAUGGAGAAGGAGCACAAAGCUACACUGACUGAGCUGCAGGAGAAGAACAACGGACUCCUCACACGGGUACACGAGGUCUUAAAGCAGUGUCGAGACCUUAAAACGGACAACAGUCAGAAAGAGAGACGGAUUGACGAUCUGAUGGAGGAGAAUGGCACACUCGCCGCACAGGUGAGAAACGCAUUGGGGCAGCUCGCGAGGGCUGAGGAGGAAGUCGCUAAAAUAUCAGAAGCUCACGAUUCGUCCCAGACAGAGUGGGGGAACAGGAGGGACUUGCUGCAGAGAGAGCUAAGCCAGGCUCUCACCGACAAGGAAUGUCUUACUGAGCAAAUUCAGAUCUUACAAGGAAAGAUCUCCGUUUUGGAGGACGAGCUCGCCAAGCUCUCGCAGCAACCCGAAGAGAGAGGUGAAGUCCUGGGGCCGAUCGUAGAGUGGGAGAAACUGAAGCAGGAACUUGCAGACUUGUCUCUAAAAAGUUCCCAACUGGAAGAAACCAUUUCCCUCCUUGAGAAGGAGAAAAUGGCCGUCGAAACACUAUUAGCAGAAGAGAGAAGCUCCUUUGAAAAGGAAACCCUGCGCUUGGAGGGACGUAUUUCGGAUCUUCAGCAGUCGAUAAACAAUAUACAAGCUGAGAAGGAAGCUCAGGAACAAGCCUCAAAGACCAAACAGGAAACUCUUACCUCCCAGAUAGCAGCUUUGGAAACUGAUCUGGCUCGUCUUCAACAGCUGGAAGUCCAGCUGACGGUAGAGAUCGCUGCAUCCGCUGAACUUCGGCAGCAACGUGGGGCGUUGGAGGCAAAGGUCGCCUCCUUGGAGGGCAUGGUUAAUAUGCUACAAUCCAAAUGUGAAAAUAUGAAGGCAGAAAAUAUAACACAGCAGGAAGUUCUUGAUGUUGUUAGGGCUGACCUUCAAAAUGCCCAAAUUUCCCUUGUGGAAUAUGAAAAAAAGCUGGCAGACCAUCAAAAAGUGGUAGAGGAGAAUGCUUCUCUCCGAGCCAGAAUCUCUGCACUGGAUGACACCAUCGUGAAUCUUCAGACCGAGAUUGAUGGUGAGAGAAAAAGAGGUGAUGAGCUUCUUACGGCGAAAGAGCAGCAGAAAGCUUUGAUGGAGGAAAAGUUUCAAAAACAGGAGCACAAAGCUCAUGAGAUGUUCACCGAACUAGAGACUCUGAGCCAAGAGCUUCGCAAAAUGAAGCAUCAGAAACUUGAUUCUGAAUCGUGUAUAGAGAAGUUAAUCCAAGAAGGAAUUGACCUUAAAGCAAGUCUAGCAGAGGAGCGAGAUCGAGGCCAGUCACAACUGGCUCUAGUAAACAAGACCAGAGAGGCGAGGGAGAUGGAGCUGCAGCAAAUUAUUACAGACAACCAGAGCAAAAUAUCAGAGUUGCAGAGUAAGAUUGAGGGAACUGUCGAGUCACUGAAGCAAAGCGAAUCUGAACUGUCCGUGCUGAAAGAAAAAAUAACUUCUAAAGAUGGAGAACUCGUCAUACAACAGCAGGAACUGGCCCACCUUCAAAAUAAGGCAGACAAUCUGCAAAGCCAGCUCUUUGAGGUAGAAGGGCUUUCACAACAACUGAGUCAGGAGGUGGUAUCCAAAGACGGGGAAGUUCAACACUUGAAGGUGGCGCUUGAACAGAAGGAAGGAGAGAUCCAUUCCCUUAAGGUCAGCCUUCAGUCUCUUGAAGCGAGGUCCACUGAAAUGCAUGAUCUUCACCAGAAGGAAGUUGAAGAGCAGAGGCUUGCUAUCGCGGAACUGAAGUUACAACUUGCCGAAGCUGAGAAACUUAUCUCUGAGAAAGUUAGAACUCUGGAAGAUCUUGCCCAGCAGUUAAAGAACUUAAAGGAAGAGCUGUCCAUCGAAAGGCAGAGAGUUGCUACCUUGGAAAAUAGUUUCAAGACUUCAAAAGAGGCCCAUGAAGUCCAGGAGCAGUCUUUGAGACUGGAGGUUACACAACUGCAGCAGGAGAUUGAUGGCCAUUUGAAGAAGUUGGAGGAGUCAUUAAAUGAGAUGAAUUCCCUCAAAGAAGAAAUGUCUCGCCAGCAGGAUGCUGCACUCCAGAAAGAACAAGAGGUUUCUGUUAUGGCAUCGCAAAAGAAAUCUCUGGAGGAAAACUUCUCUCAACUUCAGAAUAAACUAGCAGAGGCCACUACACUAGCUACAGAAAGACAAACGGAGUUACUUAGGCUUCAAGAGGAGGUCCAGCAUCAAGAGAAUCUCAGAGCAAAAGCUCAGGAAAUCGAGGAGACUCAACGUAAAGAGCUUCAAACAGAGGUAGCUGAACUUCAAGUUAGAGUUCAGGAGCUUACUGUUCUUGCUUCUGAAAGAGAAAUACAGUUUGGUUCUCUUCAGGAAAAGAUGAAGGAACAGGAAGACUACAGCCAGAAACUCCUUCAAAAAUCUGAAGAAGCUCUUCAGACAGAACUUGAGAACAUCGUCGACUUGAAGGGGCAACUUGAGUCUGCCACACAUCAGACUGCAGUUAAAAAUAAGCUUUUGGAGUCAGUGGAAGAAGAGCUGAGACAAAUGGAGCUCAUGUACCAACAGAAAGAGACCCUUGCUAGUGAAGCUUGUCAGGCCAAGGAAACUUUAGAGAGAAGAGUGAAUGAGCUUUACUGUAAGCAGAAGCAAGAUUUGGAUAGGUACCAACAAGAUUUAGAGACCUUAAAAAAGGAAAAGGAACACCUUUCUUUGGUGAACGAGUCUCUCCAGAGUGAACACCAGACCUUGCAGGUGCAGAGCAAGGAGCAACAGCAGACACUAAAUGCAUUAAAGGUGGACUUACAGAAUGCCCAAGAUGGGUACCAGCAAGAGUUAGGAACCUUGAAGAAGGAGAAGGACCAUCUUGCCUCACUGAGUCAGUCCCUCGAGAAUGAGUGUCAGAACUUACAGGCAGAGAAUAAGGUGCAGCUGGAGGAGUUAAAUGUCCUGAAGGCUGAUCUUCAGAACACACAAAAUGGUUAUCAGCAAGAGAUAGAAACAUUAAAGAAUGAGAAGGAACAUCUCUCUUCAGCGAACCAGUCCCUCCAGCAAGAGUUACAAACCUUGCAUGCAGAGAAAACUGGGCAACAAGGGGAGCUGAAUGCCCUCAAGGCUGACCUGCAAGAAAACAAAGAUAAAUUCGAGAACGAUCUGGAGAUCUUAAAGAAUGAGAAGGAUCAGCUCUCUUCAGUAAACCAGUCCCUCCAGACUGAAUGCCAAGCCUUGCAGUUAGAGAACAAUGAACAACUGGAGACACUAAAUGCUCUCAAGGCAGACCUACAAGAAAGCAAAGAUGAACACGAAAAAGAUCUGGAAACCUUGAAGAAUGAGCAGGAACAGCUUGCCUCAUUGAACCAGUCUCUCCAGAGUGAGUGCCAGAACCUGCAGGCAGAGAAAACCGUGCAACAGGAGGAGUUGAAUGCCCUUAAGGCUGACCUGCAAGAAAGCAAAGAUAAACAUGAAAAAGAUCUGGAAACCUUGAAGAAUGAGCAGGAACAGCUUGCCUCAUUGAACCAGUCUCUCCAGAGUGAGUGCCAGACCUUACAAGCAGAGAACAAGAGACAACAGGAGAUGCUGAAUGCUCUCAAGGCAGACCUACAAAAUGCCCAAGAUGGGUACCGACAAGAGUUAGAAACUUUGAAGAACGAACAGGAAAAUCUCUGCUCUGUGAACCAGUCCCUCCGGAGUGAGUGCCAGAACCUGCAGGCAGAGAAAACUGUGCAACAGGAGGAGUUGAAUGCCCUUAAGGUUGACCUGCAAGAAAGCAAAGAUAAACACGAAAAAGAUCUGGAAACCUUGAAGAAUGAGCAGGAACAGCUUGCUUCACUGAACCAGUCUCUCCAGAGUGAGUGCCAGAACCUGCAGGCAGAGAAAACCGUGCAACAGGAGGAGUUGAAUGCCCUUAAGGCUGACCUGCAAGAAAGAAAAGCUAAAUACCAAAAAGAUCUAGAGAUUUCAAAGUGUGAAAAGGAGCACCUCUCUUCUGUGAACCAGUCCCUUCAGACUGAGUGCCAGACCUUACAAGCAGAGAACAGGAGACAACAGGAGAUGCUGAAUGCUCUCAAGGCAGACCUACAAAAUGCCCAAGAUGGGUACCGACAAGAGUUAGAAACUUUGAAGAACGAACAGGAAAAUCUCUGCUCUGUGAACCAGUCCCUCCGGAGUGAGUGCCAGAACCUGCAGGCAGAGAAAACCGUGCAACAGGAGGAGUUGAAAGCCCUUAAGGUUGACCUGCAAGAAAGCAAAGAUAAACACGAAAAAGAUCUGGAAACCUUGAAGAAUGAGCAGGAACAGCUUGCUUCACUGAACCAGUCUCUCCAGAGUGAGUGCCAGAACCUGCAGGCAGAGAAAACCGUGCAACAGGAGGAGUUGAAAGCCCUUAAGGUUGACCUGCAAGAAAGCAAAGAUAAACACGAAAAAGAUCUGGAAACCUUGAAGAAUGAGCAGGAACAGCUUGCUUCACUGAACCAGUCUCUCCAGAGUGAGUGCCAGAACCUGCAGGCAGAGAAAACCGUGCAACAGGAGGAGUUGAAUGCCCUUAAGGUUGACCUGCAAGAAAGCAAAGAUAAACACGAAAAAGAUCUGGAAACCUUGAAGAAUGAGAAGGAACAGCUUGCCUCAGUGAACCAGUCCCUGCAGGCAGAGAAAACUGGGCAACAGGAGGAGUUGAAUGCUCUCAAGGCUGAUCUGCAAGAAAACAAAGAUACAUACCACAAAGAUCUGGAAACCUUGAAGAAUGAGAAGGAUCAUCUUGCCUCAGUGAACCAGUCCCUUCUUAAAGACCUUGAGGAAGCCCAGAAGGUGGGAGCAGAACUGGUCUCUGUCAGAGAAGUCACCCAACAGCGAGAAAAUGAGCUUGAAACCCACGUUAAGGAACUACAGGUGAAGUUGAAAGAAUUCUCAACACUGGUUGAUGAAAGAGAGGCUGAAAUAAGAAAUCUUCACCUAGAAGUAAAGCAGCAAGAAGCUUCCAGGCUCAGCACUCUUGAUCAGUUUAAGGAGUCUGAGAAGCAGAAGCAGGAUGCCUGUCAGGCUAACGAAGUCUUGGAGAAAGCCAUUUCUGAGCUGCGCCUCAAGCGAAAACAAGAGCUUGAGAAGUACCAGCAGCAACUGGAUGCCUUGGCAAAGGAGAAAGACAUCCUUACCACUGUAAACCAUUCCCUCCAGGCUGAGAGAAAGGCACAACAGGAGGCUCUGAAUGACCUCCAGAGUGGCUUGCAGCAGGAAGUGAAGACCCUGAAAAAAGAAAAGGAGCAUCUGUCUUCAAUUAACCAGUCACUUCAGAGGGAGUGUGAUGCCUCCCAGAGACUCGGAGCAGAUUUGGAGGCGAAGCUGAAGGGACAGACUGAAUCAAUCCGGGCUACGAAAGAGGCUCUCCAAAAGAAAGAGAAGCAGAACCAAGAACUACAGGAGCAGCUCAGGGUGAAGACUGAAACCGUGGAGCACUACAAAGUACAGGUAGAAAAAGCGAAAACUCAUUACAACGGGAAAAAGCAACAACUCCUGGAGGAGCAGGAAGCACGUCGGACCCUCCAGACCUCUUUGGAAACCAGCGAAAGUGAGGCAAAGGCCUUGAAGGCUGAGCUGAAACUGGUCUCCAUGGAGCUGGAGAAGAUCAAGGAGACAGAGAAGAGUUUGAUGGUGAAGGUCAAGAGUCUGGUGACGCAGUUGGAUUACGCAGACCGACAGUUAAGAGAACAGAGAAAGCAGGAAGGCCAAAGCGUCAAGGUGAAACACAGAGAAAGCGUUUAUGGGAAAAUCCCAGAACAUCCACGGAAUGCUAGCACGGAGAGCCUGGAGCUCAACCUGGAUGAUUCUCUGGAUGCCGCUGGCAGUAAACGGUCCCUGCCUGGUGAGUCCAGCACUCCUUUGGUCCGAAGUUCCGAACGCUUGGCAGCAAAACGGCACGCUCAAGGUGGAGGCUCUUUAGAGACGCUGUACUUCACUCCCAUGAUGCCACGGGCCAAGAAACAUGAAGGUGCACCCCAGGAUCACAAAUUAGAAAGCAGCAUCACGUCACUCGGGGAGCUAACUCUGGAUUCGGCGAAGAAGCCGAGCUCUUCGGUCCAGAGACGACGCACCACGCAAGUCAUCAACAUCACCAUGACCAAGAAAACUCCUCGCGGUGGUGCUGCCGACGCAGAUGAAUCUUUCUUCAGCCUGCACUCGGCUCAGUCGCAGCCCAACGUGGCCUCCCACAAAGCCCGGCCCGUCUCGGCAGAGAUCUUUGAGGAUCCCGACAAACUUCUCAGCCUUCCUGGGUAUCGUCGUAGCACUGCUCAUGGCACCGUUCCCCCACGACCCUCGAGUGUGUUCUGUUUAGGAUCCGAGUACGAGCCGGACCACCUCACUGACGACUGGAUGAGAAUCGCAGAGCUGCAGUCACGUAACAAAGCCUGUUUACCUCACCUGAAGAGCAGCUACCCGCUGGAGUCCAGGCCCAGUCUGGGUUUCACACACCUGCCCGUAACCGACGAGGACGUUCGUACCGGCGACCCUCACGAGACCAUUCGCCGUGCCUCCAUGGUCCCGUCUCAGCUCAAGGACUCGGUCGCUGCUCACCGGCUCUCCCUGGCCCCGCCUGCAGCGGCUGCGCAUGGCCGCGCACCCCAAGUGUCCAAAGCACGGGAAGUGCGAUCCACACGCAGCCCCCUGGCCCCUAAGCGGCCUGCGGGGCAAGUACAGGACUUGGACACACCCGAUGCGAAGAAGUUUGUCAGCUGCUUCCCUCGAACACCUAAAGGGAGGAACCUUCGCUCUACCAGCUCGCAGAACAUCGCACCCUCUCUGGCUGAUCGGAGGCAGUCCAUGGCGUUCGUGAUUGACAAUACUCCUAAAAAAGUUGUGCGUGGGGACAGCAGCCUGCUGCAGCGCGGCAUCAGCAAACUCCGCAAAUCCCCGCGUACCGCCAGCACGAAGUCACCAAAGAUCACCAGCAGCGCGAAGAAGUUGAUGAAAUUGAGGAUGAAGAUGUGAGAUUGCGUCCUUCCUCGUCCUCUAAACAACGUGCAAUAGAAACAUACAGUGUCAGGAUACCGAUCCCGAAUGUUUGGUUGUGGAUUUUUUUUUAUCUACUUUUUAUACUCUUCAUAUAAAUUUGUAUAUAGAAUCAGAGGAACUCCGUAGCACUUACUGCUCUCGUCUUGUUGUGUGGACUUUUCCGUUUUGACCAAAAUUACAUGUUGGGGGCAGGGGAAACACUCACUACAUUCUGCUACUGCCUUAAGACUGCUGUUCUUAUCCUAUGCGAUACAGACGGGAAGCAAUUGAUCUCGUUGCCUACCUCGGCAGCCUCUGACCACCAUCUCUUCCCCUGUGUUCUGCAUGUUGUGUAUCGUGGUACGUCAUAAAACUGAUUAUCGGCACAUCCCAUCCCUUAUAGCGUAUUUUUCAUUUUAAAUGAUCCGAUGUUGAUUGAAUGCUUUUGUUUAUUGCAGGAAACCUUUAUAUCCACAGAGCUGUAAAUAUUCAGAAUCGUUUAUAAUAGCUUAUUUUUUAGCUUUAUAUUUUUUGUAGUUUAAUUUUUAUCCUGCGUCUCUCCCUCUGUCUCUCUCUGUGUGUGUGUGUGUGGGUCUCUAAUUUUCCUGUGGGCAUUUUUUUUUUUUUGGUCUUUUUACUCAUUUUCUACAAUCCUACAAUCAAAAAAUGGGUUCCUAAGAGUAUUCCUACUCCCACCACUCUCAGUUAAUUUUAUUAUUUCUCAGUUAAUCUAUACAUGUAUAUAUUUGCAUUUUAUUUUAUUUUUCUUAAUCUAUUAUGUUAUUAUAAUGUUUGUCCUUGUGUUCUGUCUAUUCUUUGCUUUAUAUACAUUUUCCCUUUUUUUUCAGUUUUCAUUUCAUGCGUAGAAAUUAAAUUCUCAUGGAAGUGACGGUCUGUGUGGUGUCGUUUUAUUUUCUGUUUCACCGCUUUACACUUUCAUUUCUUUCAAUAAUAACUGUAAGGGUAUAAAUGUGAAAGACAUUUUACUCUUGCCACUUUUAAUGCAGCGUCAAUGGUGCCGUUUCAAAGCAAACGCUGCACACUAUAAUUGUGACUACAUUAGGUAUCUGUGGGGUCUUGUAGCAUGAAAGUUAGAAAGCAACCGUUUAUGAAAUACCUCCAGAGGAACAAGCACUGAUUUUUCUAAAACCUAAAAUGUCCAUCCUAAACCUUGUGCUUCUAAUCAGAGUCUAGUCUGGUGUACCUGUGCUUGCUUCUCGAUGUCGGCCAUUUUGAAAACUCAAAUCGAGCAGCAACGUGGAGGAAACAAUGUUCUAGUCCUACGAUGUCUUUCGUUAAUAAGUUAUCAUUAAGUCAUGUGACAAACAACAAAAAAUGUUUUUUAUUUAUUCAUUUUUAAUUUUUUUGAUUUGUUUUGGUGAAUAGACUGAAAAAUGUGUUAAUUCCUUCAUUUCCAAAUACAUUAUUCAAAUUCAGAAAGUAAACAAAUGCCUUCAUUUCAAUAUCUGAAGCUGGAUCACUGAAGGUGUAGGGAAAUGCUUUCAAAAACAAAAAAACAUUUCAUUUAACCGGAUGUGACUGCAGGGUUGC